Messenger RNA from Ipomoea nil (Japanese morning glory), 354 nucleotides. RefSeq lists its product as uncharacterized. Lineage: Eukaryota; Viridiplantae; Streptophyta; Magnoliopsida; Solanales; Convolvulaceae. Bases 1 to 354 code for a protein of 117 amino acids. The transcript has a single exon. The record is from RefSeq and is a predicted model, not a curated record. Gene Ontology annotation, molecular function: RNA-DNA hybrid ribonuclease activity; nucleic acid binding.
AUGGAGGCAGAGGCUUGGGAAGUCCUGCUUGGUUUAACAGUUGCAAGACAAUGUGGUGUGACAAAGCUUUUGGUUGAAAGUGACUCCAAAAUGCUUAUAAAUGCUCUGAGAGGAGAAGCAAGUGGGCAAGAUUCAGGAUGUAACAUUAUCUGGAGAUGCUUGCGUGAAGCUGAAAGAUUUCAGGAGUUGAAAUUCAUUCACGUUCUCCGUGAGGGCAACAAGGUCCCGGACUUUUUGGCUAGGGAGGCUUUCACACACCGGGUGGGUUUCCGAGCACAUACAGUAGCACCAGUUGAGGUUCAUGAGCUCAUUCGGCAUGAUCAAAUGGGUGCAGCCUUUGUCAGAAGCAUGUGA